AUGUUUCUCAAAUGCCUCAUUUUGAUGGGUGGAGCUGCUGUUGCAGUCGCGAAAGUUCAAUUUAUAGGAAUGAACAUCGCCGGCUUUGAGUUCGGCUGCCAAAUCAAUGGAUCUUGCCCAAUAUCUUCCGCCACCCCUCCACUAAGUUCGUUGGGUACCGCAGAUGGAGCUGGCCAAAUGCAGCACUUUGUCGAGGACGAUCAGAUGAAUAUAUUUAGACUACCUGUCUCCUGGCAAUACCUCGUCAAUAAUAAACUCGGCGACGCACUUGACAGUACGAACUUCGGCAAAUACGACCAGCUGAUGCAAGCAUGUCUUGCUACGGAUGCAUACUGUGCCAUAGACAUACACAACUUUGCACGCUUCAAUGGAAAAAUAAUCGGCCAAAGCUCAGGCGGUCCUACAGAUACUCAAUUCGCCGAUCUGUGGGCACAGCUGGCCGCUAAAUACAGGAGCAAUGGUAAGGUCAUUUUCGGACUCAUGAACGAACCUCAUGAUGUCGAUAUCACGGCCUGGGCCAACACAGUCCAAACCGCGGUGACGGCGAUCAGGAAUGCCGGAGCAUCAACCCAGAUGAUCUUGUUACCAGGCAACAACUUUACGAGUGCGGGCACUUUCGUCGGUAAUGGGUCGGGUACGGCGCUAGUAAAAGUCAAAAACCCGGACGGUACUACUACUGGACUGGUACUUGAUGUCCAUAAGUACCUCGAUGUCGAUAAUUCUGGAAACCAUGCAGAAUGUACAACGGAUAAUAUUGCGGACGCAUUCGCAAUUGUCGCUCAGUUCUUAAGGGAGAAUGGCCGGCAAGCUAUCGUUAGUGAAACCGGUGCCGGAAGCACUUCAUCAUGCUACACCGAUUUUUGCGCCCAAAACACGUUCUUAAACCAGAAUUCGGAUGUCUUUCUAGGAUACAUUGCUUGGGCUGCUGGUAGCUUUGCAACAUCUUACACUCUGAGUCUGACUCCCUCGAAACAGAACGGCAAGCUUGUUGAUAAUGCUCUAGCAUCUCAAUGUGUUAUCUUACCUUGGCUCAAUGCCGCCACUGCAGCUAUAACCUCAGCCGCUUCUUUUAGUACUAGUACACCGGUGACCACAGGCGUACCUGGGGAUAACCGUUCCACAACGUCGUAUACGAAAUCUGCCUCUGCUACAAUGAACACCGGGGCGGAUAUGAAUCGAUUGUCAGCCACAACGGCAGCAACAGCUAUUGCCACUGCCAAGUUCUCGACUGCCGGAUCAAGAACCUCCUCAGCCGUCUUCUCUGGCUCUCCAGUGACGACAGCGCAGCAGGUACAGCCUACAAAUGCCGCGAAUAAAGCUAAAAUUCAUGGGGGGCUAAUUGCCAGUGCCGCGGCGGCUUUUGCUGCUGCAUUUUUGUACCAGAAUAACCGAGUUUUUGAAAUAGCUCGAACUAUAGAUUGGUAUUCUAAAUAUGGAAAUUUCAUAUCAGUGUGGUAA
Venustampulla echinocandica is the source of this 1458-nucleotide messenger RNA. RefSeq names its product (Trans)glycosidase. The record is from RefSeq and is a predicted model, not a curated record. The transcript is spliced from 5 exons. Gene Ontology annotation, biological process: glucan catabolic process. NCBI's taxonomy places the organism in Eukaryota, Fungi, Ascomycota, Leotiomycetes, Helotiales, Pleuroascaceae. Gene Ontology annotation, molecular function: hydrolase activity, hydrolyzing O-glycosyl compounds. Bases 1 to 1458 code for a protein of 485 amino acids.